Molecule: messenger RNA, 2080 nt
Organism: Aspergillus novofumigatus IBT 16806
Lineage: Eukaryota; Fungi; Ascomycota; Eurotiomycetes; Eurotiales; Aspergillaceae
Product: phosphatidylinositol N-acetylglucosaminyltransferase subunit A/GPI3
Exons: 5
Coding region: 143-1630 (495 amino acids)
Biological process (GO): GPI anchor biosynthetic process
Cellular component (GO): glycosylphosphatidylinositol-N-acetylglucosaminyltransferase (GPI-GnT) complex
Molecular function (GO): phosphatidylinositol N-acetylglucosaminyltransferase activity
Source: RefSeq, a predicted model, not a curated record
GUCGCAUAUUGUUCGUUGUAUGCUGGUAUAUCCGAAUGUGUACCGAAUUUACCGAAGGGCGAAUCUGCUCGCCAUGGGUAGAGUGACAGCCGAUACUUAUCAGAGUUGUCUAGAUACCAGCUAGAAGGGCGGAGCAGCCAUUAUGCCCUACAACAUUGCUAUGGUUUGUGACUUCUUCUUCCCUCAACCGGGGGGAGUUGAAAGUCACAUAUACCAACUGUCAACUAAACUGAUCGACCGCGGUCAUAAAGUUAUCAUCAUCACUCAUGCAUACAAAGGGAGGACCGGAGUUCGAUAUCUUACCAAUGGUCUCAAAGUGUACCACAUCCCGUUCUUCGUCAUUUAUCGCGAGUCGACCAUGCCGACAGUAUUCUCCUUCUUCCCCCUUUUCCGGAAUAUCGUGAUCCGUGAACAAAUACAAAUCGUUCAUGGCCACGGUAGUAUGAGCAGCUUAUGCCAUGAGGCCAUUCUACAUGCCCGAACGAUGGGUCUACGCACGGUCUUUACCGACCACUCUCUAUUUGGGUUUGCGGAUGCCGGUUCGAUUUUGGCGAACAAGAUGCUCAAAUUUACAUUGAGUGACGUUGACCAUGUCAUUUGCGUCAGUCAUACAUGCAAGGAGAAUACAGUGCUUCGAGCAUCAUUAGACCCAUUGAUGGUCUCGGUCAUUCCCAAUGCCGUGGUCGCAGAAAACUUCCGCCCUCUUUCUCACGACACUCGAAAAGGCGAUCGAACGUCAGGAGAAAUCGAGCCGCGGCCACCGCCUGCACCGAUCGGGCCGAACGAUACUAUCACAAUUGUUGUCAUCUCGCGUCUCUUCUACAACAAAGGGACGGAUCUCCUGAUUGCGGUUAUACCAAGGAUUUUGGCAUCCCAUCCGAAUGUACGGUUUAUCGUCGCGGGCUCGGGACCUCAGGCCAUCGACUUGGAGCAGAUGCUAGAAAGAAACGUGCUACAGGACAAAGUUGAAUUGCUUGGGUCGAUUCGUCAUGAAGAAGUCCGGGAUGUGAUGGUCCGAGGCCACAUCUAUCUACAUCCGAGUCUGACGGAGGCAUUUGGUACAGUCAUCGUCGAAGCUGCUAGCUGUGGUCUUUAUGUAGUCUGCACUCGUGUUGGUGGCAUCCCAGAAGUGUUACCCCAGCACAUGACAACUUUUGCGAAGCCUGAAGAGGAUGAUCUAGUCCUGGCGACUGAAAAGGCGAUUGCCGCUUUGCGUUCGAACAAAGUGCGAACAGAUCGAUUCCACGAUCAGGUCAAGAUGAUGUAUUCCUGGACGGAUGUGGCCCAACGAACAGAGCGUGUCUACAAAGGCAUAACUGGCGAUGUCAGCCCGGAGGAAUUUUAUGGAUAUUAUCCCGGUCAAGGCUGGGAAGCCAACGCUGACAGGGUGCGGAGUUUUGCUUUGAUCGACCGGCUAAAACGAUACUACGGCUGUGGUGUUUGGGCAGGCAAACUGUUUUGCCUUUGUGCAGUAAUAGAUUUCCUACUUUAUGUGUUUCUCGAGAUGUGGUUUCCGCGAUCGAACAUCGACAUAGCCCGCAGUUGGCCCAAAAAGCUCGGACCAAAUGGCGAGAAGAGUCACCAUCUCAACAACAGAGCUCGAACUAGCCAGGAGCGUGUUGCUCCAUGAGUGAGCGAAUGUCUACUCGUGACUGGAUCAUUCUCAUUCUGAUAUUCAACUUUUUUUUGUUCCAUUUGAGGACCGUCUCAUUUAUGUGCAUAGCAAAUGCCGACCGUGAUACCCGCGCUAAUUGGAUGAUUUAUACAAAAAAUGAAAAUAGAACAUUGAAAAAUAUCUCAUCCCGCUUUUUAACUCGCCUAGUGCCUGGCAGCGUUAUCCCUCUUCGUACCAGGCUCAUACUUCCAUUCGUGAGCCGCCGUCUCUGCCGACUGGGGAGGGAUAUCUUCGGCAGCCGAAACGCCCUUGUCGCCGUGCUCGUUGGGCCUGGCCUCUUCGCGCUCAAUACCGCGCUGGUCAGCCAGUGUGCGCUCAAACUUGUCCUGACGGUAGCUGCCAACGCCCUCGAGGCCAGCACCCUCGUGCUUCCGGUGGUGUUGGCCGUCGUGCUUCAUUUCGGUC